AUGUCUCCUGUUCGCUGUGCGCGGCUACUGUGUGAGAGGCCGGCCGGGUUGAGUCUCCACGGUUUGCGGUCAAUGACGCAGGUUGCCCGCGUCGCCAGGCCGCUGCCGGCCAAAGCAGCGAAGAAGAUAGGACGGAAAGGUCUGUCCCUAAUCGUUGGCCUGCUGAAGAAGUCUUUCAUGGCCGCUCAGAUGGCUAUCGAUGUGGAGCACAACAGACGCCCUCCGUCAGAUCGCGGCCACUCAAGACCCUGGUCGGUACAGGGCUCCUGGUCCAGACCUAAGGAACCCGCUAAGAAGCCGCAAGCGAAGAAAGCCGUCCGUCUAAGAAGCCGGCUGCCGGCCAAGAAGGCCAAAGCGGCCAAGACCGACACGCGCAAGAAUGGCCAAGAAACCCGUCGCCGCAACGAAGCCCGCAAGUCGGCCAAGAAACCCGCAAAGAGCCGAAGAAGGCCGCCUAAAGAAGGCGACUCACACUCACCGAGCCGCUCGAGCACAGCGCUGCGCGCACAGCCAAACGCUGCCAAGCCAGCAACGACUGGCGUCAAGAAAGCAGCCGCAAAGAACCGUAAACCUGUUCUCUUUUGCAAGUAUUGUGGCUUUGUCUAG
Molecule: messenger RNA, 606 nt
Organism: Seriola dumerili (greater amberjack)
Lineage: Eukaryota; Metazoa; Chordata; Actinopteri; Carangiformes; Carangidae
Product: histone H1.10-like
Exons: 4
Coding region: 1-606 (201 amino acids)
Source: RefSeq, a predicted model, not a curated record